Molecule: messenger RNA, 2470 nt
Organism: Anolis sagrei ordinatus
Lineage: Eukaryota; Metazoa; Chordata; Lepidosauria; Squamata; Anolidae
Gene: PLEKHO2
Product: pleckstrin homology domain containing O2
Biological process (GO): macrophage apoptotic process
Source: RefSeq, a predicted model, not a curated record
CAGAGCCGCCUUCCUCUUCCUCCUCCUCCUCCUCCUCUCGCCGGCCCCCAAGAGCUCCAACUCUGCCGGAAACUCAGGCUUUUUUUCCUCUUCUGCUGCUGCAAGGCAGCCUCCUUUUUGCAAAGUUCUCUUGCGCGACAGGCAGAGAUCCUCCUCCUCCUCCUCCUCUUUGGGGCUGCCCAAAAGUUUCCUUCUUCGCCCUGGACCCCUUCUGCAUGCCCUCCGGACCCAGAGACCAUGGGGCAGUCCUGAAGCCAAGCCGGGGGUCGCCUUUCAAACAGAGCAGCCCUUGAAGCUCCAUCUUCCCGAGGAAUUGCCGGGCUCCUUCUCCUCCUUUUCCUCCCUCCUUCCUCGCUCCCCACCAUGGAAGAUGGUGUGAAGGAGGAGGCUGCUGAGAAACCAAAAUGUCCUGCCAAGACGUACAAAGCUGGCUGGAUCAAAAAGAGCAGCGGUGGUCUUCUGAGUCUUUGGAAAGAGCGUUAUAUCCAGCUAUGUAAAUCCCAGCUCUUGAUUUAUGAAAAUGAGCAAGAAGAGAAGUGUGUCGAGACUGUGGAUCUGGAAAGGUAUGACAGAUGCCAAGAUUUGCGGGCCCUCCUCAAAAGGAAGAAUCGGUUCAUUUUAAUUCGGACUCCAGGUUAUAAGGUUCAGGAUAUCAAAUUUCAGGCGUUAAAUGGGGAAGAAAAGGAGUCGUGGAUGAAAGCCCUCAAUGAAGGCAUUAACCGAGGCAAAAACAAGGUGUUUGAUGAGGUGAAAGUGGAUGAAAGUCUCUCCUUGGAGCAUGUGACUCGAGGGAGGGCUAAACAAGCGCAUGGACGCCGGCCGCCAACCAGAAGCCACCUAAAAGAGGUUGCCAAUGCAAUGUCAGAUGGAAUCCUGAGGCUUGACCUGGAUGUGCCCGAUAGUGGUCCUCCAAAUAUCACCUUGGUGACAGGGGAUCCUGAUCCUAUUCCUCCUCCAAAGGAGACAUUGAAACCACCUAUGCCCCCUACAAGUGUGUCGAUCCUUCCUACUGAGAAUGCAAAUCCUGAUUCUACCCCAGAAGAUGUGGAACUGAAGAAACCCCCAAUGCCUCCUGCUAAGCCUCCAAAGGAAGCAGGAGCAUCCAAUGAAAAUAUGAACUCUGUGGGAGUAGAUAAGACGGAGGAAGAAGAGAUUGCUGUUACUGCUAAAGAUGCUGAAGAAUCUAAAGGUAAAUUUAAGAAACCACCUAUGCCUCCAGCCAAGCCUCUUAAGGAAGUAACUGCAAAUGAAAAUACAGAUUCUGUGAAGGAGGAAAAGGAGGAGGAAGAUGUUGCAGGAGAGGAGGCUGAAAUAUCCCAAACUGGAUCCAAGAAACCCCCAGUGCCUCCUGUGAAGCCUCAUAAGGAAGUAAUCACAGUUAUUGAAAAUGUGGACUCUGUAGAGGGAAAAGAAAAGGAGAAAGAGGAAGAAGAGAAAUGUGUUGCCAUUAAAGGUGAAGAUGCUGAAGAAUCCAAAGUUGUCCCAAGUGGAGAAAGCGUAAUGGAGGCUGACAAAAAUGCCUCCAAACCUCCACUUGUUCCCUUGAAGGUCUUGUCUGACAAGCUGAAAGUCUCAUGGGACAGUCCAUCCUCAGAACAGCUUGGAAAUCCAUCAACAACUGGCAGCAAAGAAGACCUCCAGGAAGUAGGCCAAGAAGCAGCCCAACCUCCAAGACCACCUCCCAAGAUUUUGUUAGAGGGGCCUCAAGACAGCACGAGUUGUACCUUGAGCAGCCCAGAGGCAGAUACAUCCAAAGGUGAACACCAAGCUGGAGAUGCCAAACCACCAGUGAAUGGUUUUGAUGGUGAUAGAACAACAGAACCUGUUUUUCACAAUGGAGAGGAGCAUCUUCCUCCUCAAACGCUGCAAGAGCCUUCAUCAGAACCUGGAGCAAACAAGAAGUGUCUAAGCUUGCCUUCUGAUGACCCGGUACCCAUCGCAGGAGUGGUGGGAAGUGCUGUGAUUUCUAAGCCUCGUUGUGCCUCCCUGGUUGACCUGCUGUCGGAACCAACCAAGAGGCAGGAUCCCCAGUGGGCUGAUCUCCACGUGGCUCACAUGAAAAAGAAAGUGGCAUGUGAACAGGAGAGAACAGAAAAGCUCCUGCAGAAGGUUCUACAGCGAGGACUUGAGCAGGUCCAGGAUGGCAACGGACCACCACUAAAUGCAGAGACAUUGCUCAAUGCAGCGGCGGCACAGCUCCGGCAAGCCACGCAGGUCCUGCAAGAGGUCAAAGAUUUAGAAGAACUGAAAAAGGAGCCUGCCAAGCAACAGAUAGGAGCACCAAAGGAUUUGGUGACUCUGUAUAGGAGAAGUGCUCCUUGAGAGGAAGGUGCUUUUCCUGCUGUAUCACUUAGUUGAAGUGUUGCCACAGAGCACCCUUUCUACUAUCCUGCUAGGCCAGUGUUUUUCAAGAGCAGGGACCAUGGUCUUGCUAUGCCUCCCCACUAACAGAAUAGAACAUUUUGCUAAA